AUGGCUACCGCGGCAGUGAACCAUCGCAGCAUCGAGAUAUUGGUGCUGGACACUUCGGCGUUGCUCAGCACACCCGCAUCUCAACUUGCCAAUCUUGCCUCCCGCAUGGUCAUACCCCGCGUCGUGCUAGCCGAAUUGGGCGAAGCUCGCUCUAGGGCCGAUUUGGAGAUCCUCACCUUGAGGGGCGUCGAAGUGGACAUUACCGAGCCAGAUGCCAAGGAUCUGGUAGCUGUGAGGAACUUUGCGAAACAGACCGGAGAUUUGUCUUCUCUCAGUCAGGCAGAUCUGAGCGUGCUCGCGGUGCUGUACGGAACGGAGACAGCUCGACACGGACAAUGGAGACUGCGCGACAAAGUGGGAGGACUAACGGGCCAGCAGGCUCACGAUGCAAGCAGACUGGCUCAGGCGAGAGCGCAGCAGGCCAAGCCAGUGGAUGUGCCCGCCUCAUCGGCCAAGGACGCAGCUGCAGCAGAGCCUGCUGCACCUGCAGCGGCUUCCACAUCAGCUGCCCCGCUUGCUCCCAGGUCCAUCGUCGAGCCACAUAGCAAUGAGAAGGCGGAGGAGUCCAAGCCUUCAGAUCCUAUUGCAGAGUCAUCUUCACCCGAUCGCCAGGCACAGGCUGCCUCUCUGGAUCUUCAAGGUUCUCGCGAGGACGCAGAAGGUGCAUGGAUCACCCCGCGUCCUCUUCGGGAAGUGCAGGAGGAAGAAGCAUCGGAUGAAGAGGAAGCAGACCUUGGAGGCUCUGAUGGCGAGGGAGAGUGGAUCACACCCAUCAACGUAAAGGCGCAUAGAGCCAAGGCCUUGGGAUUCGCGGCUGAUGCGGAUCUGAUCACUCGAGAUGAGGCGGAGGCCAAUGAUGCAACAGAAGGUGACACAGUGGCAGAGGAAGGCGAGGAUGACGCAGGCUUCGAAGAGCCCAGAAAACGUCGCAACCGCAGGAAAAAACCUGAAGCUGGCGGGUCAAUGGGGACAGCAACGACGGCCAGUGGCAAGAAGUCAAAGAAGGCAGCGGGCAAAAUGACGGUUGCCGGCAUGACGGGCGAUUACGCGAUGCAAAAUGUGAUGCUGCAAAUGGGCUUGGCGCUUGCCAGCUACGAAGGUCACAGGAUGAAGAGCGUGAAGAGCUGGGCUUUGAGAUGCCAUGCAUGCACCAAGUGAGUCUGCGGAAUACAGCACCACGACUGCUCAACAUCAGUGACUGCUAGGCUGACGCAUCACGACCAUCUGGUCCUAUCCAUGAACAUGCAGAAUAUGCAAGAACACGGAAGAGAAGUUUUGCCCGUCUUGUGGGAAUGCGACGCUGCUGAGAGUUUCGGUGCGCACGAAUGCACCGGAGAAAGGAGGAGGAGAAGUGAUCGAGAUCAACACUUCUCGUCAGUUGCGUCUACGAGGAUCGCGAUACUCGCUUCCCAUGCCCAAACCUUCACGGGCUGGAGGACCACGAGGAGCCAAUGCGCCAAGCAGCGGAGGUGCGCCAAUCCUUCGAGCCGAUCAGCAAGAAUGGAUCAAGGCGCUGUCGAAGGAGAAGGGAAGGCAGGAAAAGGAAGUGAGGAAACUGAAUAGAGCGGCUGAAAAGGGCAAGGAUGGCUGGAGUCAGCGAUACCAGAAUCCCGAAGACGUGAGCGCUUUCUUGCAAGGGGGCAAAGCAGACUUUGAACCUUCGAGAUUGGUGGGCGGUCUGCCACCCCUGGGUAUUGGGCGCAAGAAUCCCAACGAGCGUAGACGUAGGAAAGUUUGA
Ceraceosorus bombacis is the source of this 1738-nucleotide messenger RNA. The record is from the annotation of a GenBank genome assembly. NCBI's taxonomy places the organism in Eukaryota, Fungi, Basidiomycota, Exobasidiomycetes, Ceraceosorales, Ceraceosoraceae.